Messenger RNA from Scylla paramamosain (green mud crab), 1588 nucleotides. Its product is annotated as RNA-binding protein 33-like. Lineage: Eukaryota; Metazoa; Arthropoda; Malacostraca; Decapoda; Portunidae. The transcript has 2 exons. Bases 253 to 1383 code for a protein of 376 amino acids. The record is from RefSeq and is a predicted model, not a curated record.
CCCCAGACACACACACACACACACACACACACACACACACAGUCUCAGCUUAUCACAACAUUGCACUAUUAGGUGCUUGCGGCGUGGGUCAGAGUGCAAUGUGUGUACACAUCAGACUCCGUACAGCCGUGGUAGUGGUAGGAGUGCUCCUCUCCGCGGCCUCCGCCACCUAGCUACACAUCAGGCUGCUGCUGUCGCUGCUGGUCGCGUGCCCCGCGCCCUGCCACACUCCCUAGCAGCAGCACCGGCGUCAUGGAACACGCCCCGCUGCCCGACGACUGUGACUUGGACUACCACCUACUGGAACCCUUCAUAGUAGUGCCAAACUCCUGCAUCGACGACAUCUCCAUUCUUCCCAAGCUGCAGGAACUGAGCGACCCUGCUGCGCUGUGGCAUACCGGGACCACGCCGCCGCCCUGCCACGCCUCGCUCACACACCUCCCCGUGCUGGAGCCCGAGGUCAACCUGACAUCAUGGGACUUGUCGCUGCUGUCCCAGGUGAGCAGUGACGCGACAUGCCAGGCGCUGCCAUCCCAGCCGCCCCAGGGCCCGCCCCACCCACAGGACGCCUUCCACGAGGCACCCAUCCUCGCGCCAUCACAUACUCUGUCCCAGGGCUUAUAUGGAGCACAGGGCUUCCCUCAGGGCGCACAGGGUCUUCCCCAGGGAGCACAAGGCCUCAACCAGGCAUCACAGGGCCUCCUCCAGGGGUCACAGCCGCCGUGGUCCCUACAGCAGCUCUCCCAGGCCCUGCAGGACUCCUCAGAUGUGCUUCAGGCGCCACUGGAACCGAGGCACGAGGUCCCCGGGAGUUCCCUGGUGCCGCCCUCGUCACAGGAGGUGCUGCGGCUGCCCAAGGCGGGAGUGAGUGGGGCAGGCCGCGCCCCAGCCUCCCCGGCGAGGCAAAGGGGGUUCAAGCGGGGACGGCGCGCCUCACACUCGCCGCGCGAGAAGCUGUACCAGCGCAAGGAGCGCUUCGAGGAUCCCGUGCAGGAGAAGAAGCGCAUCGACGCCAUUAAUUCCAAGAAGAACCGUGACCGGCGCGCCGCCGAGCUGGAGGAACUGCGCCUCAAGGUGGAGCGCUACACGCAGCAGCGCGACAACCUGCUGCAAGAGGUGCAGGAGCUGCGCCAGCGCGAAACGGACCUGCUGAGCCAGAUGACGCAAAUGCCCGCCUCCCCCGCCCCGCCACGCGCUUCCACCCCUGCCCAUUCGCCCCCCGCACCGACCCCCGGACAGCCUAUGGCGCCCUUCACCCCCCUCACGCCCCCUCCGAUUCAUCCCGUCACAGCGUCACCGCCGCCCUACCACGCCCAACACAUCACUCUCCCUCCGCCGCACUUGCCCUGCCAGGCACUCUCGCGCUCCCCAACCCGUCAGUAGGCCAGCAUUGAGGGGUCGGCGCGGCAUCCGGUGUGGUGGGCCCAGCGGUGCAGCGCAGACAGCACCAAUACUGUCUUACCGAGUGUGUUGCACCACCACCACCACCACCACCGCCAGUGUUGUUAAUAUUGUUGUCAAGACAUGUUGUCUGCUUCAUAAGUCAUGAACUGUGCUCAAUUCAAAUAUACGUUAUACUUUUAUAAGA